Symbiodinium sp. CCMP2592 is the source of this 1215-nucleotide messenger RNA. Lineage: Eukaryota; Dinophyceae; Suessiales; Symbiodiniaceae. The record is from the annotation of a GenBank genome assembly.
AUGGACGGCUUUCUUCCCGCGCACGCAAAAGGCAGCAUUGGGGAAAAAAUCAUCUACAAGGUCUUCUUCAUUUCGAUCGAGCAUGCACUCCUCCGCCGUCUGGUGCAACUGGUUUACUUCCUCGUGGCUGCGCCCUGGUUCAUCGGCUGGUGGGGCUUCCAGCGCUAUGCGCACAUGUUCGUUUUCUUCGUGAUCCGGAACGAAACCUUUGAGUUGAACUACAAGGAGCUUCUUCGGGAUAUCCCUGUGAAGGGCGUGCUCCAUGUGGGCGCGAAUGUGGGCCAGGAAGCUGCAACCUAUGACGAACUCGGUGUACCUCACGUGCUCUGGGUCGAAGCGCAAGAGGAGUGCAGGGAGGAGCUCGAGCAGAAUCUUCGGGUGCACAAUCGUCGACAUGAUCUGGUGGCCAUCACUGCCGUCAGCAGCCGACGAGAGGAGGCGACCCUGUACAGGACAGACAACUCGAUCUCCUCCUCGUUGAAACCCCUGGGCAACGGUCACAGAAGUUACUUCCCCUUCAUCGAGCAGUCAUCCCCCAAAAAGGUACAGACAGAGACGCUCGAUGGACUGUUGGCCCGGCUUUCAUUGGAUCCGGCGGGCUUCGACUUCAUGUACUUAGACGUGCAAGGAAGCGAGCUCGAUGUGCUGCAGGGCAGCCGGGGUGCGCUCGGCCACAUCCGCUACAUCAUGACUGAGAUCUCUGCAGAGGAGCACUACAAGGGCGGCUGCAUGGAGAGCGAUCUCCACGAGUCUCCGGACGUGGUUGCGCUAUGGGUGCUACCACCCUGCUGCCUGUUGAUUUCUGUCUUCUACGCCUUCUACCUCGGCGCACACCCUCUCGAUCCACUCCUAGAGCCGCCGCGACCGCGGCAAAUGCAAGCGCAGCACUCAUGGAUGGUUUGGGCUCCCACGGUUUAUGGUAAGCUUGAGGCGACUUCCGACAGGUUAAACUUCCGCUGCUACAACACAAGCGGCCUCAACCAGAUCCGACACUUUGACUACGCACUGGAGGUCGAGGCGCAAUCCCUGGCGGUGUCCACGCAGACUUGCAUAUGCUGCCUGGAGGACUUCGAGGAGUCCUGUGAGGUGGCAGUGCUCCCAUGCGGGCACGUCUUCCACCAGGAAUGUAUCGCCUCCUGGGCCAUCUCAUCUUCGAGAAAUCGGGGCUCGUGCCCCACGUGCCGGGAGAACUUCGCAGCCGGAGGUACUGAAUAG